Ruditapes philippinarum (Manila clam) is the source of this 3210-nucleotide messenger RNA. RefSeq lists its product as uncharacterized. The record is from RefSeq and is a predicted model, not a curated record. The coding region runs from base 1 to 3210 and encodes 1069 amino acids. The transcript has a single exon. Lineage: Eukaryota; Metazoa; Mollusca; Bivalvia; Venerida; Veneridae. Gene Ontology annotation, molecular function: zinc ion binding; nucleic acid binding.
AUGGGCGAUACUAACUUGUCAUAUCUAAAAGGUGUUCGGACACGAUUUUACAACUUCUUAGAUACAGAGAUUGGAAAUGGGGAGCAGCUAUUGUCUGAAUAUUCAGAUGUAAUGCUCAUAGAUGCUGAGGAGCAAGCAGGGAUAGAAAAUAGGAUAGACGAAUGCAAGAAAAAAGUCAAUAAUUACACGGAAAAACUUACAAUUCAGUCUGAAAAAAUUGCUUUAGCUAUUGGAGACAGUGAUAGUGAAUUCUUACAAGUAGUCAUGGAUAAUGAUUCAGCCUUACAGGACAAAGCAAUGACUAUAGUUUAUAAACUUGAAAAUGUUCAAAAAGAUAUGAAAAGGCUUAAUGUAGAAUACAAACCACUAGAAAGUAAAGGAGCAGAAACUGUAGUACAGCAUAUGUGUGAGCUUCAAUUGAAACUACAACAGGAAUUCUUUGAAAACCAACAAAGAAGAAAUGAGGAGCAAAUGGAAAUACAACAAAGGUUCUUUGAAGAACAACAUGCUUUAAAAGAUAAAAGUACAAAUACAGUGAAAUUACCCAAAUUGGACAUGAUCUCAUUCAGUGGAAAUCGUCUUCAAUGGACGGAAUUCUGGGAUUCUUUUCGCAGUGCGAUACAUGAAAAUGAUAAGCUUUCUCCUAUUGAUAAAUUUAAUUAUUUGAAAGGAAAAUUAGUAGGUGAAGCUAGAAGUGCCAUUGCUGGGCUGACAUUAUCAAAUGAGAAUUAUGAUAUAGCUAUUCAUAUUCUUCGUGAAAGAUUCGGUGACCUCCAGGAUAUAAUUGAUUUACAUUACAAAGGUAUAGUGAAUAUCUUACCACCGAAGAAUACUACAGAAGGAUUAAGAUUCUUUUUCGACAAGAUUGAGCGUCAUUUACGCAGCUUAGAAGUGAUGAAUGAAAAUUUAGACCAACAAGUGUUUGUGUCUAUGAUUAGAAGCAAACUUCCCAGUGAAGUUCUUCUUCAACUUGAAAUACAAAAGGGUGCUGAUACUAAAUGGUGUAUUAAAACGUUACGGGAUUUGCUUCGUAAAUACAUAGUUUCUAGGGAAAAAUCUGACAAACCAAAGUCUCUGAAUGACUCGAGUCAGUAUGUGAAUAAACAAACAAAUCCUCAUAUGAAUAGACAUACGAGCAUGUCAAAUCGUUAUAAGAGCCAACCACAGACAAACUAUUCUGGAGGAGCAUUAGUUGCGAAUGAGAAAAGGAAAGUUUUACUUCCAUCAGCGAAGAUAUGCAGAUACUGUAGCAAAAAUCACUGGAGUGAUGAAUGUAAUAGAUACAAAACUAUUGAAGAAAGAAAGUCAAAGUUAAAAGGAUGCUGCUUUAGAUGUUUAAGAGAAGGGCACACGUCUUCUGACUGUAGAAGUAGUAGAAUAUGUGUAUACUGUGACAAAUCAAAUGUACAUCAUCGAAGUCUUUGCCCGAAAAAGUUUAAAGGAGCUGUAAGGAGAGAAACAGCUAUUGUUUCGAAAGAAACAAUACAAGACAAUAUUGAAACAAACAUACCCAAGCCAGAUUAUAUAACUGAAGAAAAUGCAAUGAUAUCUUCAGGAGAAAUGGUUCUCAUGCAGACAGCUAGGACAGAAAUCUUGAAUUCUCAUAAUAAUAAACGAGCUGAAGUGCGAAUCUUAUUAGACUGUGGAUCACAAAGAACAUAUAUUACGGAAAAACUAGCAGAGAAACUUAAGUUAAAAAAGGAAAAGAUGGAAGAAAUUAAGUUGGUGACCUUUGGUAGCAAAGAUGUAAAGACAGUUCACACACAUUCGACAACAUUACAGCUAAAAUUAAAGAAUGGAGAACAUAUGAGUAUAAGUGCAAACAUUGUUCCUGUCAUAAGUGGAACUAUUCAAAGGAAACAAAUAAACGUUCUAGGAAAAGAUGGCAUCAAGGACAUAAUUCAUAGUGUAGACCUAGCAGACAAUAUUCCAAAGGAAAAUGAAUUUUCAAGUGUUGAGUUAUUAAUAGGAAACGACUUCUAUCUUGAUAUUGUUCUCCCACAAAGAAUAGAAAUUCAAUCUGGAUUAUAUCUACUUGCAUCCAAGUUAGGCUGGCUACUUACAGGAAGAACUGAUGAAAACUCUGACGAAACUGGAAGUGAAACAAAUUUGUUGAUUUUAACAUACGGAGAUUGCCAGACUGCAUCAAAAAUAUUUCAAUCUACUGAUUCUUCGCUUCCUUUGAAACCAGAACUUGUAGAUCUUUGGAAUACAGAAGCCAUAGGUGUAGUUGAAAAAAAAGAGACGUCUGAAGACAAAGAGGUCAUGGAAGGUUUCAAAGAGACUUUGAAAUUUGAAAACGGAAGAUAUUAUGUCACAUGGCCGUGGAAAGAAGAGAGAAAAGAAUUGUUGCCAGUUAAUAAGGAAUUGUCAUUCGGACGGUUAAAAUCAUGUGUCAAAAGGUUAAGAAACAAACCAGAACUGUUGGAGAAAUAUGAUUCCAUUAUUCAGGAACAAUUAAGUAAAGGUAUUAUAGAAGAAGUGAAUGAUACCAAAGGUGAUUUGAUACAUUAUAUACCACAUCAUGCAGUGAUAAAUCCACAAAAAUCAACAAAGGUACGAGUAGUUUAUGAUGCUUCAUCAAAAUGUAAACCAGAAUAUAGCAGUUUAAACGAAUGUUUACAUCGAGGACCGGUGAUGCUUCAUGAUUUAUGUGGACUUUUGAUGAGAUUCCGCCUACACAAAAUAGCUAUUAUAGCAGACAUCGAAAAGGCAUUUUUACAAAUAGGUUUGCAAGAAAGUGAACGUGACGUGACAAGAUUUCUGUGGUUAAAAUCAUGUGAAAAACCAAGUACUGACUUACAAAAUAUUCAAGAAUUUAGGUUUUGUCGAGUUCCGUUCGGCGUGAUCUCGAGCCCAUUUCUACUAGGUGCCACUGUGGAGAGUCAUUUAGAAAGAUAUGAUACAGAAGUAGCUAACAAGAUAAAAAAUGACAUCUAUGUUGACAACGUUGUGACAGGAGUAAAAACAGAAACUGAAGCUAUUGAACUAUAUUUGAAAUCCAAACAAAUAUUCAAGGAUGCCUCCAUGAAUCUUAGAGAAUGGCUUACAAACAGUGAUAAAGUAAAUUCUUUAAUAACAAAAGAAGACGGAACUGAAAUGAAAGAUACUGGUGUCCUUGGUCAUACUUGGAAUCCUAAGAUACAUCUUCAAAUACUAAUAACCCACAGUGAGUCUUUAACUGAGCUGCACUGUCUAUUUCUGACGUAA